This is a messenger RNA of Sorex araneus (European shrew), 1316 nucleotides long. It is a transcript of the gene LAT2, whose product is annotated as linker for activation of T cells family member 2. NCBI's taxonomy places the organism in Eukaryota, Metazoa, Chordata, Mammalia, Eulipotyphla, Soricidae. Gene Ontology annotation, cellular component: plasma membrane. The transcript is spliced from 12 exons. Gene Ontology annotation, biological process: B cell receptor signaling pathway; calcium-mediated signaling; B cell activation. The record is from RefSeq and is a predicted model, not a curated record. Bases 86 to 802 code for a protein of 238 amino acids.
CCGUGCCGAGCAGCCCCGCAGGUGCGAGGGUCAGGAUGGGGCCGCAGUGAGGGACCCCGGCUCUCAGGGCCGGGGCCGCGUGAACAUGGACGUGGCGGCCGAGCUGCUGGGCCUGGGAGCGGCGUUGCUGGUGCUGGGGGCCACGGCUGGCCUGUGCGUGCAGUGCUCCCGCCGGGGGGGGAAGAGGCCGGGGAAAACCCUGGAGCAGAAUAGCCUCCCCGAGGACCAGCAGAGCUUUAUGGUGUCUCGCACCUACUCCGUGAUCACGCAGGCCUGCCCAGGGCCCUUGAUGGACUCGAACCCUGAGGCGAAGUCAGCCAGGAAGGACAAGCUGCUGCUCUUCUCCCCAGCCGCGGAGGAGCCCGCGUGCGCCCGGUACCAGAACUUCAGCAAAGGAAGCCGCCUGGGUUCAGACACCACCUACAUAGACCCCAUCCCCGCGCACUGCUACAGCUGGGGACGCUUCCCGGAGUCCCCCAGAGGGGAUGACGAUGCCGCCUCCUACGAGAACGUGCUCAUCUGCAGGCAGGACCCCGACUCCGGUGAGGCCGCUGCAGGCCCACCUACUGCGCCUUGUCCGGGGGGGCCCUCCUCCCCCCCCUCCCCGUGGGGGCUGCCGGCCCCUCCCAGCGCGGCCGUGUGUGCGGGUGACGAGGGCUCCGAGGAUUACCAGAACUCAGAGUCCAUCCAGCGCUGGCGCCGGUCCAGGGGGCGCGUGGAGCCGGCCCCGAGGGAGGACGAGGACGAGGACGAGGAGCCCGAUUACGUGAACAGGGACGCGGUGUCCACAGAGGAGGCCUGAGGGGGCCGUGAGCAGGGACAUGUGACGACCACGCCCUCCGACCAGGGACAUGUGACAACCACGCCCUCCGACCAGGCUCCUGUGACGGCCCCCAGCCCCCGCGGGAACAUCGUGGGCGUCGGGCUCUCUGGCUUUGGACCUGGCUCCGGUCACGCGUGCUGGUCACGUGGCUCACAGGGAGUGCAUCCUUCUCGCGGGCCACACAGGGCUGCUUUCCCGCCAGCACUCCAUCCCCGGUCGGCCCUCCCCCGAGGGUGCCGGGGCCACACGGGGGCCCGCCCGCCCUGAGCAGGGCCAGGGGGAGUGCGAAGGGGCCUCCUGAGUCGGUCACAGCCAGGGACGGCAGUGCGGCCUCCAGGGGCCCGAGACGCAGCCCGGCAGGCAGCGGCCGUGCAGUGGUGCCCGCGACCCUGGCUGGCCCCUCGCAGGGCGCCCCGCGCAGGGCCAGGACCAGGCACGGCGUCCAGCCCGCCCCUCCCCACCAAGGAAAGCCUUUUAGCUGAACUUGUCAAUA